UGUGCCAGGGGCACUUAGUGUACGCACGUAAGCAUGGCUGGUUGGCAGUCGGUCUUGCUUCGUGUUGAUAUUCAUGAGCUUCAUUACAUCAGCUCAUCUGAUCACCCACGUGGUCUCCUCGCGGUCUGUCGUGCCUGCACGCCGCAGCUCGCAUGCGGCCUCAGACCGCAUAGGCACGCUUGGCACAAAUCCGUAUAAGUCGCAGACGAUGUCGAGGAGGGUGAGAAUAGCGGGCCGUAAUGAGAUUAUAUUCGAGCAGGAUGAGUACAAGUGCAGUGCUGCAGCGGCUACAGCUAACAAAAGUGAUUCCAACUUGCUAGGAUCUCCACGAGAACAGCACAAUAUACCGGAGAACCUCGAGAAUAGACUCUACGACAUGUCAAGGAUGGGCGAAGGAGCUACGAGUCACCACAAGAACAAGACCAUCAAGGUCCCUCCGUUGGAGGACAGGACUGCAGUGGCACUGUCUUUCUACAAACUCGGCACAAGCUUCCGGUAUCGGAGGAGUGGGGAACCUCACCAUCUCACGCCCAAUGCCGAGGCCCACGGGUCUUCAAUCACUCGUUUCGGCCCGGAGUACAGAAGCAUCAUCAUGAGAGGCCAAGAAAACAGAGACCCUGGUGGGCCGUGCGUCCUCGCCGAUAUCAUCGUCAUUGGCGGCGGUUGA
This is a messenger RNA of Gaeumannomyces tritici R3-111a-1, 667 nucleotides long. RefSeq lists its product as hypothetical. The transcript has a single exon. NCBI's taxonomy places the organism in Eukaryota, Fungi, Ascomycota, Sordariomycetes, Magnaporthales, Magnaporthaceae. The record is from RefSeq and is a predicted model, not a curated record. The coding region runs from base 74 to 667 and encodes 197 amino acids.